AUGGCGGCUAGUGCAACAAUGUUCCGCACGUUUGAUGCGGAAUCGGAGGAGUGGGACUUCUAUAGAGAGCAACUUGAGCAGUUUUUUGUUUCAAACGUGGUAGCGGAUGCGAUGAAGAAAGCGGUGCUCAUUAAUCAUCUUAGUUCUAGAACGUAUAAGCUGCUGCGAGAUUUGUGCACUCCAGACCAACCGAAGGAUAAAACGUACGACGAGUUGUGCAAGUUACUCACUACUCACUUUACUCCUCCUGUGGUGAUUCACAAAGAAAGAAGAGUUUUUUCUCGGGCCAAGCGGCAUGAAGGAGGCCAUGAAACUGUAAAUCAGUGGAUUGCACGAAUAAAAAAUUUGGCAGCAAAUUGUAGCUUCGGGAAUUCGCUACAAAACAACCUCGUAAAUAAGUUCGUGGACGGUCUUGAUGGCAAGGCAUUUGAUCGUAUAUGCGAAGAAAAGGAGGAUUUGACCUUGGAAAAGGCGCAGGAAUUGGCCCUUAAAUACGAAAGCGAUGAGCCAUCGGCAACACUUUUUAAUGUUCAAAACAAAAGCGGUUCGAAACAGAAUUACAAGACCAAAAAUAGAAUUGAUCAACGGCAAGAAGGACCCAGCGGUAAAUGUUUGGUGUGUUUCAAAACCGGCCAUUAUCGUCGCGACUGCAGAUUCAAAGAAUAUGUGUGCAAGAAGUGUAAUAAAAAAGGGCAUUUAAGAGCGGCUUGCGAUUUUCAGCGCAAUUUUUACUUGUCGACGGAAGAACAGAAGCAAGCUCUGGACAGCAAUGAUGCAAACGACGACCUGGAAAAGGUGGAAUUCAAUCAGAACUACAUCAGUAAGUGCAAUAUUAAAAAAAUAUAUAAGCUUUCAAAUUCAGACAAAGAGACAGAUUGGUUUAAGGUAGCAGUUAGAAUUGGUGGUGAAGAUUUUAUUAUGGAACUAGAUUCGGGUGCCGGGCUUUGUGUGAUAUCGGAAGAGCUGUACAGGCGUAAACUUUCCCAGUGGCCACUGGAGAUGUCACAAUUACAGCUACAGCUAUAUUCGGGAGAGAAAAUGAAAGUUCUUGGCACAGUUGCUCCGGUUUUAGAGUAUAAAGGAAGCAGAAGAAGAAUUAUGUUUGCGGUAGUGAGAGAACGCGGUCCACCCUUGCUUGGGAAAAAUUUUAUGAAGGCUUUUAAUGUGCAGCUGGCGAUCGUAAAAAAUAUAGCUUGUGCUCGGGAGGGAAGGUUAUCCCAGCUUCUUAAAAAUUAUGCCAGUUUGUUCCGGAAAGAAUUGGGUUGCUACACGUACGGUGAAAUAAAUCUAGAAUUAGAAGGAAAUGAACAACCUGUUUUCAAAAAACCUCGACCUGUACCAUUCAAAUUUCAAGCACAAGUAGCUAAUGAACUGGACAAGAUGGAGAAUACGGGUGUUAUCACGAAGUGUGAUAGUAGUGCGUGGGGGACCCCUUUAGUACCAGUGGUGAAACCGGAUGGCAGUAUUCGUCUAUGCGGAGAUUAUAAAGUCACCUUAAACAGUUUUCUAAAAGAAGUUAAGCAUCCCUUGCCAACGGCGGAUGAGAUUUUUGUUAAGUUGAACGGUGGAAGCAAAUUUUCAAAAUUAGACUUAUCAAAAGCAUAUAACCAAUUUGUGCUGAACGAUCGCUCUAAGGAAAUGUGUUCUAUUUCAACAAUGCAAGGAGUCUAUCGUAUGAAUCGCCUUCCUUUUGGAGUCAAGCCUGCGUCAGGUAUAGUACAGAGAGAAAUAGAAAAGCUGUUGUGUGGCAUCAAAGGCGUUUCCAAUUUUUUAGAUGAUGUAAUCAUUUCGGGAGCGACCGAUGAGGAACACCUGGAACGCCUAGAGCAAGUAUUUCGUAUUCUGGAAAAGGCCGGACUGAAGCUAAACAAGGAAAAAUGCCAGUUUUUUAAGGACCAAUUAAUAUUUUUGGGAUAUGUAAUUACAAAAGAUGGUCUCAAAAACACCGACGAAAGAAUUAGUGCAAUCAGAGAUGCACCAGAACCUACAAAUUUGACUGAAGUGAGAGCUUUUGCAGGUUUAGUCAACUAUUACGCCAAAUUUGUUGCCGGGCUCGCUGAUAUUAUGGGCCCACUAUACGGUUUGCUCCGCAAGGGGGCAAAAUUCCAUUGGGAUAUAAACUGUAAAAUGGCGUUCCAGCGAAUCAAAAAGGAAAUCUGUAAGGAUGUUACACUAGCCCAUUUUAAUCCAGAUGCAGAACUUUAUCUAACGUGUGAUGCUUCUAAUCGAGGUGUGUCGGCAGUCUUGUGUCAGAGAGAAGGAAAUAUUGAAAGACCGGUAGCUUUUGCGUCUAGAGUCCUUCAUCCAUCUGAAAUCAACUACAGUGUUAUAGAUCGAGAAGCAUUAGCGAUUAUAUAUGGAAUUAAUAAGUUCUUUUUAUAUUUAGCCGGUAAUCACUUUUGUAUUCGUACGGAUCAUAAACCGCUGCUGAGUAUUUUUAAUCCUAAAAAAGGUAUUCCGGCGAUUGCUGCUAGCAGAAUGCAAAGAUGGGCACAUUUUUUAUCGGGGUUCAGCUAUGAUAUUGGCCAUGUACGUUCUCAGUCCAACAUCGCUGACUUUCCAUCUCGAUUUCCAGUGGAAUCGUGGAAGAUCUGGAAAGAAGAUUCAUAUUUGAACUUCAUCAAUACAACCGAGUUGGCGUUGGUAGAUGUAUCCACGCUAGCCGAGGAAUCGUUGAAAGAUACGCAGCUGCGAAUGGUUAUCCAGGUGUUAAAGGGCAACAGUGACAAUAUAUGUCUACCAAAGGAUAACUCAUAUAGUAAGGUGGUACCAGAACUUUCUUUAGAAAAAGGGGUGGUUAUGCGCGGUUAUAGAGUGUUGGUACCGCCUAAGUUGAGAUCGGUGAUUCUGGCUAACAUUCACCAAUCUCAUCUCGGAAUCGUUAAAAGCAAAAGUAUAGCUAGGUCAAGUGUUUGGUGGCCUGGUAUCGAUAGUGAUAUCGAACGAUUUUCGCGAAAUUGUUCGUCUUGUUUGUUGGAAAGUAGCUCACCCCCGAGAGCACAGCUAAUGCCGUGGAAACCUCCAGAUAAAAUUUGGAGCCGAAUUCAUAUAGACUUUGCGGGUCCCGUUAGAGGUUGGAAUUUUUUAAUAAUAGUGGAUGCAUUAUCCAAAUGGGUAGAAGUUUUCGCUACUAAAUCCUGCACAGCACAAUUUGUACUAGAAAAAUUAACAGAAUGUAUUGCUAGAUUUGGAAUCUUCGACGAGCUGGUUAGUGAUAACGGUACGCAAUUCGUAUCAAGCGAAGUACAAAACUUUCUCGCGGCAAACGGUAUCAGACAAAAGCUUACGAGCCCGGGUCACCCUGCCACUAACGGCGAAGCGGAGAAUAUGGUUAAGACGUUCAAAGCUUCCCUUUUGAAAUGCUUGCGCGACCAGAACCGUAGUAUUCACAGCAUAAUUGUCAACUUCGUAAUGGGUUAUAGGAAAUCUGUGCACUGUUCUACUGGAUUAACACCUGCUCAUAUGAUGCUAGGCAGAGACAUUCGAAGUUCUUUGGAAUUGAUGAGUCCGCGAGAAGUACUGUCAACACAAAACGAAAAAACAGCCACUGAUAAUAUGAAGCAAAAACAAGAAUUGCAGGCGUCAUACUACCAUGGUUCAAGAUCGGUAACGUUCGAAGUUGGAGAAAAUGUUAUUGUUCGCGAUUACACAAAUCCCAAUAAGCAAGAUUGGACACCAGCAGUCAUAACCAAGAUACUUGGAGAGAGAAACUAUCAAGUGCAACUAAAAAAAUCCGAUCGUCUUAUUAAACGACACAUGGAUCAAAUAAAAAAAGAUUGGCGGAACUACAGUGAAGAGCAGAUUAGCGCUGUUCAAAGUAAUGCGGAGCAAUUACAAAAGCCGCGUUACGUGACGAGAAAUAUAGCAGCUCGACGAGUAGCGGAGUUACAGCCAGAGAGGAACCCCGUAGCUUCAACAGAACAGGUCAGGACUCACGCAGAUGCGGAGGAGCAUGAGUUUACACCAAUUAUACACUCGUCCCCCGCGAAGCUGUCUCAAAGAAGUGGUGGGUCGUUGAUGAUGGAGGAAUCUAGUGAAUCGUCAUUUACUCAGAAGGAUACACCGGUUCAGUCAGCAAGCAAUACGGAACUGUUCGAAAGCUUAGAAGACUCUUCAAUCAUGGUUGACAAAGCAGAAGGGAUGGUUCAGAGCAAAGUAAACAAUGAUCAGUUUAUAUCAGACGAUAGUGACGAGGGGCUAGAAGUAGGAGAUAUUUUCAAACAAAUCAUCGAGUGUGAUCAUAUCAGUCAGUUAUUUUGCUGCAGUUACGAACCGCAGUACGCGCCUUCCGGAUCCCGGGGGAACACCAUGAAUCCUCAACCGGUUCCCGUGAAAGAACAUUUCAACAGCGAUAGUAUAAGUCAUGUCGCAUAUCAAAAAACAUCAGCACUAGACAAAAUAACGAUUGGCGUACAUCUCAUGUCUCCCAGAGGACACAUAGCCGAAUCCAGGCCCAGGACAAGUCUCUUUUCUGAUCCAAGCUCGGAACGAAUUUCGAAGGAACUUGUUCAUGCGCUAGAGUCGGCUAUAUGUCCUCUGAGUGCUGAUGUUUUUGAUAUGCGACAUGACUUAUAUUACCGCUGUUGA
Sabethes cyaneus is the source of this 4587-nucleotide messenger RNA. RefSeq lists its product as uncharacterized. The coding region runs from base 1 to 4587 and encodes 1528 amino acids. NCBI's taxonomy places the organism in Eukaryota, Metazoa, Arthropoda, Insecta, Diptera, Culicidae. The transcript is spliced from 2 exons. Gene Ontology annotation, biological process: DNA integration. The record is from RefSeq and is a predicted model, not a curated record. Gene Ontology annotation, molecular function: nucleic acid binding; zinc ion binding.